ACCUAUCCGCUGUGUCACAUCCGCUCCUCAAGCAACAACAAACUCAGCCCCGUUUUCUGGUGUGUUGCAUUGCUAAGUAUUUUGCGAGGAAUUUGAAACUAUGCCUUCUGUACUGGACCGAUCGCGGCAGAAAUGGUAUCAUCGGCGUCCGCUCUUGAGAACAGCAUAUUUCACGGACCUGCAGUACGGCAGUUACAUCGCUGGAAUCUUUUCAAUCGUGGAAAGCAUCUUCAUGAUCACGCUGACAGUCUUUGACGUCUACUGUCUUGCGGAGGCAUCUCCUGGCUCGACACAUUACCGAUACUUUGGGUUCAGCUUCUUAUUCGUGUACAGUGGCAAUCAGCAUGUUCGCAACCUGCUCAUUACUGUCUCUGUGAUAUCAUUUGUGAUAAGCAUUGCACUCUUAGUCACUUCUGUCAUGAUGGUCAUGGCUCUGAGAAAGGAAAAAGAGGCCAAGUUUCGUCCCUGGUUGUUAAUUAUGUUCAUAUUCACUGCAUGGAGAUUCUUCGCUAUUAUCUUUCGUUCUAUUUGCAAUGACCUGUACUACUCAUACCAUCAGGCUGUCCUCAUCAUCUGGAUUCUUCUUAUUGCUGCAAAUGUGUUUGCUUGGCUUAUUGUGUAUUCUAAUUAUCAGGAGUUGACAGACAUCACAAAGCUUGAAGAUAUGGCAAAAUUGAAGCUUGGAACUCUGAGCAGCCUCAAUGCAUCGCGGUCUGUUUCUCAUCAUUCCAUUGACUCCAUGAAGAACUCUCACAGCAUGACCCCACACAACAUCAGCUUCCAGUCUACAACCAGUGCCAAGGGCUCACUGUCUACAGCGUCAGCGUAAUAAUAAGCUUCUGUUUCUUUUGGCUCCUUUUUUGGCAGAAUUAUGUGCAUAUAUGGUUUCAUCUUGCCAACCAGUAAAACUAAAUGUGCUGUGGUGUGACUAUGGAAAAAACCUGGAAUGAAGAGUCAUGGAAA
Rhipicephalus microplus (southern cattle tick) is the source of this 963-nucleotide messenger RNA. RefSeq lists its product as uncharacterized. The record is from RefSeq and is a predicted model, not a curated record. Gene Ontology annotation, cellular component: plasma membrane. Lineage: Eukaryota; Metazoa; Arthropoda; Arachnida; Ixodida; Ixodidae. Gene Ontology annotation, biological process: regulation of tube length, open tracheal system; septate junction assembly; establishment of glial blood-brain barrier.